AUGACCAUCGAAUCGACCCUCACGUCCCUGACGACCGCCGUCCAAAAUGCAGCAACAAACAUCAGCACCAAAACCAGAAGACAACUAAUCGACACUCUCCGAGACCUUCAGUACUCGCUCGAGACGCCCCUAGAAACCUCGCAGCGACUCUGCUAUGCUUCCAACAACCUCUCCACAAUCCGCGUCUGCAUCGACCUAAAAAUCUACAACCUCCUCGCCGAAUCCAAAAAGCCCUUGAGGAUCGAACAAAUCUCAAACCACACAACCGCCUCCCCAUCCCUCCUAACCCGCCUCCUCCGCCACCAAGCCUCCCUGGGCCACAUCGCCCACCCCACCCCCACCACCUACGCCCCCAACACCGUCACGCACAACCUCGCUCUCCCGACCGUCCAAGCGGGCAUCCUGAUGAACGACGCCCUAGGCCCAGGUUUCGCCGCUUUGCCAGCUUUCCUGAAAGACACGAAGUACGCAAACCCGCAAGACAUGCACGACACGCCCUUCCUCCGCGGCCACGAAUCCAGCGGACGAACCCUCUUCCAAUGGAUGUCCACACACCCGGAACAUAUGCAGUUCUUCAAAGCACAUCUCUCUUUGAUCGAGGCGGAACCGCAGGAUUUUUGGAGGUAUUAUCCUAUCGAGUCUAUGAGUCAGGGUUUGCAGAACGAGGAGGACGUCGUGUUCGUUGAUGUGGCCGGGGCGAUGGGCGCGCAGUGUGUGGCGCUCAAGGAGGCGUGUCCGGGAUUGAAGGGGAGGGUUGUUUUGCAGGAGUUGGAGUAUGCGGUGCGGAGGGCUGUGCUGCCGGAGGGGGUGGAGGGGAUGUUCUACUACUUCCGCCGCGUGCUGAAGGACUGGCCUGAUGAGAAAGUUGUUGAGAUUCUCAAGAAUACUGUUAGUGCUAUGGGACCUGAGAGCCAUAUCUUGAUCGACGACUGGGUGGUUCCGGAGACGGGGGCGCCGUGGUUUGUGACGCAGGCGGAUAUGUGCAUGCUGACGAUGUCUGGUGGGCAGGAGAGAUCUGAGGAGCAGUGGAGAGAGGUUUUGUCGAGAUCUGGGUUGAAGAUUGAGAGUGUCAUCACCUACAAUGAAGCGUUUAAGAUGAGUAUCGUCGACGUCGUCAAAGCGUAG
This is a messenger RNA of Zasmidium cellare ATCC 36951, 1125 nucleotides long. RefSeq lists its product as uncharacterized. Bases 1 to 1125 code for a protein of 374 amino acids. Gene Ontology annotation, molecular function: O-methyltransferase activity. The record is from RefSeq and is a predicted model, not a curated record. Lineage: Eukaryota; Fungi; Ascomycota; Dothideomycetes; Mycosphaerellales; Mycosphaerellaceae. The transcript has 3 exons.